CGCCCAGUCGGUCCUAUUCUUAUUUGAAUCGCAUUAAACAUAUGUUUAGGAAAGAAUUAGUCAAGUAAAUGUCAAUGUCAGUUAAAAUUUGUUGUUGUCCUGUUUGUGAAUGUUACGAAGUGUUAUUUUAAUUGUAAAUAAACUUGUUUUUGUAUAAAUGAACGAGAAGAAAUCUCCGAGCAGUUAGCUAAUCAAACGGGCCAAAUAAAUAGUAUGGAAGUAACCGUUUUAAAAAUUGUCAAACGACUUAAAAAAUAUUAAAAUAAAGACAAAGAUGUGUCCGUCUUCGAUUACAACAUGUUUUCUUCAAUGGAGACUGUGGAUUAGACCAUUCUUAAUUGCCCUUUACGUUAUAUUAAUUAUCAUUCUUGUACCCUUACUGAUUGUUCAUUCUAUAAACAAUAAAUCGAAUGAAAGUGUUCAGGCUGAACUAAUCGGAGGGGGAUUUGUAUUAUUAGCAUUGCCCAUAUCAAUUUGGCAAAUAACUCAACAUAUAGUACAUUAUACAAAACCAUAUUUACAAAAACAUAUAAUUAGAGUACUAUGGAUGGUACCAAUAUAUGCAUUAAAUGCAUGGAUAGGUCUUAUGUUUCCUGAACAAUCUAUAUAUGUUGAUUCCUUAAGAGAAUGUUAUGAAGCCUAUGUUAUUUAUAACUUCAUGAAAUAUUUGCUUAAUUAUUUGAAUGAGGACCAUGACUUGGAAGCUGUUCUUGAAUCUAAGCCACAAGUUUAUCAUAUAUUUCCAUUGUGCUGUUUGACACCUUGGGAAAUGGGGAGAGAAUUUGUACACAAUUGCAGACAUGGAAUUUUGCAAUAUACUGUAGUAAGGCCUAUUACCACAGUUAUUUCAAUGAUCUGUGAAUUAUGCGGAGUUUAUGGUGAAAGUGACUUUAGCCCUAAAGUUGCCUUUCCUUAUAUGAUAGCUAUUAAUAAUUUCUCCCAAUUUGUGGCUAUGUAUUGCUUAGUUCUAUUUUACAAAGCCAAUAGGGCUGAGUUGAAACCAAUGAAACCUAUUGGAAAGUUUCUUUGUAUCAAAGCUGUGGUCUUCUUUUCAUUCUUCCAAGGUGUAAUAAUCAACAUUUUAGUAUAUUGCGGAGUAAUCUCUACUAUAUUUGGGAUUUCUGAUGCUGGUGAAGAAAAAGUUAUUUCUUCUAAGUUGCAAGAUUUCUUGAUUUGCAUAGAAAUGUUUGUGGCAGCUAUCGCACACCAUUACAGUUUCUCGUACCGACCAUAUGUAUCACCAGAAACAGAAAGCUCUUCAUCAUCAUGCCUUGGCUCUUUCCUCGCAAUGUGGGAUGUGUCAGAUGUCAAGAGGGAUAUAUCGGAGCAUCUUGGUGUUGUUGGGAGCUCUUUUAGCAGGAGACUCAGAGGAAAAAGUAUGUAUCACAUGCCAAGAGGAUACGAUGAAAGUUCUCGGUUGGUAGCCGAGCCUGUAGCUUCCAGCUCUGCGCCGAGCCUCAGCGAAGAGGCCGAACUCCCGCCCGUGGAAACUAAACCCGCAACCUACGGUUCCAUUGAAACGACUAUUUCCAAUUCCGACACCGAACCCUUAAUGGGUGAUAUUCACGAUAGAAUCGAUAAUGACCCUAAAGUUUAAAGACAAUAUGAAGACUCUCUAUGAUAUAAUAUAUUAUUUAUUUCGAACUCAUCACAAAAAAUGCAUUAUUUUAUUACAAUUAAAUGAUACAACAUUCCCUUAUAAGUACCUUUAUAUAAAAAUGGCAAUGUUCCAGUUUUUCACCAAAGUGUUGAGAGUGCUGAUAUAAGGUUUUUAUGAAUAUUCAGG
This is a messenger RNA of Chilo suppressalis (striped riceborer), 1786 nucleotides long. The record is from the annotation of a GenBank genome assembly. Lineage: Eukaryota; Metazoa; Arthropoda; Insecta; Lepidoptera; Crambidae.